AUGGGUCCUGUCAUCUCGCUCUCUCUAGCCUGCAGGAAAGAGCAGCGGCCGCUCUCGCUCGACGCGACGGCCAUCAUGAAGGAGAAGAGUAAGAACGCCGCCCGCUCCAGGCGGGAGAAAGAGAACUCCGAGUUCCUGGAGCUGGCGAAGCUCCUCCCUCUGCCCUCCGCUAUCACAUCGCAGCUGGACAAGGCGUCUGUGAUACGGCUCACCACCAGCUACCUGAAGAUGAGACAGGUGUUCCCCGACGGUCUCGGGGACGCGUGGGGGGCCGCGCCACCGCCCCCACAGCCCCGCGAGCUCUCCAUCAGGGAGCUGGGCUCCCACCUGCUGCAGACCUUGGACGGGUUCAUCUUCGUGGUGGCGCCAGACGGCAAGAUCAUGUAUAUAAGCGAGACCGCCUCCGUACACCUUGGACUUAGUCAGGUAGAGUUGACCGGAAACUCCAUUUACGAGUACAUUCACCAAGCAGACCACGAGGAGAUGAGUGCGGUGCUCAGUCUGCAGCAUCCGCACUCGUAUCUCGGACACCAGUACUCCAGUUUGGGAUAUCCAGUGGGGGGCACGUGGGGGCCGACGGUGGACGUGGAGUGCGAGAGAGCCUUCUUCAUACGGAUGAAGUGCGUGUUGGCGAAGAGGAACGCGGGUCUCACCACUUCGGGGUACAAGGUGAUCCACUGCUCCGGCUACCUGCGCGCGCGGCGCUUCGGCGAGGCGACGGCGCCGCUGGGGCUGGUCGCCGUCGGCCACUCGCUGCCGCCGUCCGCCGUCACCGAGCUCAAGCUGCACUCCAACAUGUUCAUGUUCCGCGCCUCGCUCGACAUGCGCCUCAUAUUCCUCGACGCGAGAGUCCAAGGUUCAAUACCAAUGAAAUUCAUACGUGACAUGGGAACUAAACUGAAGCAAAUGAAAAAUGAAUACAUAAAUGAUGAGGCGUCAGUUUGGCCGACACGGGCCGUGUCGACGACAGUGGAGACGAGCGCGCCGCGUUUAUGGUUUCAUGGCAAUCAGAGGCGCGUUAAGGCAGCGGGGCCCGGCGAUUCAGUUUCGCGGAAACCGGGCACCAUGACGCCCGAGAGGCCACACGACGGCAUACGUGAAGCGGGUGGGCAGACAGACUGCAAACAAGUUUUGUUACAGGUCGAAACAAAUCUAAGACUGGAGCGCUAUGACAUAGGCAGACUG
Iphiclides podalirius (scarce swallowtail) is the source of this 1185-nucleotide messenger RNA. The record is from the annotation of a GenBank genome assembly. NCBI's taxonomy places the organism in Eukaryota, Metazoa, Arthropoda, Insecta, Lepidoptera, Papilionidae.